AUGCCCCCCAGCCAUCGCAAAGCCACGACAAUCAGAGCUUCCGGACCCGUAGCCAACAUGGCUGUUGCGCAGUCUGCAAAGGCCAAGAUGGCCUCCAAGACUGGCAAUGCCAAAAACGCUACUACCAAAGGCGACACCUGCACUGGCGCUGCCAACAACAGUGCAAAGUCAAAGUCACAGAUGCACCGUCGUUCAAGGACAGGCUGCUACACUUGCAGAUUACGACGGAAGAAGUGCGAUGAGGGGAACCCUAUGUGCACCGCUUGCAAGCAUCUCGGUCUCCAAUGCGAGUACAAGCGACCGAUCUGGUGGAGUAACAACGAUGCCCGCCGCCAGCACAAGGAGGACAUCAAGAACAUCAUCAAGCGCAAGAAGCUCUCAGAGAAGUCGGCGCACUCCAUCUCAUCCUCCAUGAGCUCUCCUCCUGGCCUGUCACAUUCACUGCCCACCUCGGCUUCGGGCACAGACCCGUUGGAUCGAAACCGCUCGGCUUCCAUUGACUCCCACUUCUCCAACGGCUUCAACUUCAACACCCCUCCGUCCGUAGGGCACUAUGGCGCCUACAACGCGCAAUUACCGCCCGAGUUCAUCUUUGCCCAGGGCCAGUUCUCCCCUUACGAGAUUGACGUCAAGACAGAAAGGCAGAUGUUUGUCGACAAUGUGCCCACCAUGAAGGAGUCGCACGUCUCCACAUUCAGCACGUUCCAGACACCACCGCCACCAGGCACAGCUCUGCAGUGUGACCCUCUUGAGAGCGGCUGGAUUGAGCACACCCGCCAUGAGCGGAAAGAGUCGCUGUCAGAGGAGGCUCUCAAUGUCAACUUCUUUGACUUUGCCCAUAACACCUCCACUGAUGCCAAGAUUGAACUCGAGGAGAACGACCAGCGCCUGUUCGACCACUUCAUCCAGUCUGUUCUUCCCACCUUGUUCCCUAUCCUCGAGUCGAACCAGCAUGGCUCGGUCGGCUCCGAUUUGGUUCUCCCGGCCUUGCAAUCCAACAAGGUCUACCUUCACUGCUGCCUGAGCAUUGCCGCCCAGCACCUCAAAGGCCAAGUCAACGCCGUGAGCGAGGAGAUUGACGAGGAUAUUAUGCGCCAUCGCUACGCCACCAUCUGGUCGCUCUGCGAGGCCCUCAAGCGCGACGAGAACCACCAACAGAUCCUGGAAGCCACACUGGCACUCAUCUUCUUCCAGUGCGUCGUGGGCCGAUCGGACGAUGGUCUGCUCGACAUCCCCUGGCACCAGCACUUCCAAGCGGCCAUCAACCUGGUCCAAAAGCUUGGCCUUACACAGAUCAUCUCGGAUCCUGUGCAACAGAUGGCCCAGACACCUUUCAAUAUGACCCUCACCGCUUGGAUUGACAUUUUGGGAGCGUCCAUGCAGGGCGUUUCGCCCACCUUUGCGCACGCCUACCGCGAAAAGCACCUAUCGCAAGUCAACCACCACCUGGGUUUGCGUGAGCUCAUGGGAUGCGAGGACCGCGUCAUGUACCUCAUCUCGGAGAUUGCCUGCCUCGAGUCUCUCAAGUCGGCGGGCAUGUUGAGCGACCUCUCCCUCUGCCAGCACGUCUCGUGCCUUGGCGAGCAAAUCAGCCUCACUGAGAUGGGCAUCGAGGUUCUCAAGCUGCCCUUCAACGCCAACGGCAGCCUCUCGCCCAAGCAGCUGUCCAAGAACAUGACUACGGCCUUCCGCACCGCGGCGCGCAUCUACCUGUGCAGCCUCGUGCCUGGCUUCAGCCCCCAUCAGCACUCGCCCAUGAACCUUGUCGAGAAGCUGACCGAGGUGCUCGAGACCAUCCCCUCGGGCCCCAACGGCUACGACCGAAGCAUGACCUGGGUCUACCUCAUGGGCGGCUCCAUCAGCCUGCCCAACAGCAGCUUCCGCGCCUUCUUUGAGGACCGCGUCAGUCAGCUCGGUGAUGCGGCCACCUGCGGCUCAUUCGGUCGCAUGAGCGCCGUGCUUCGCGAGACGUGGUUGCAAAACGACAUCACGUCCAUGGCGAGCACGCCUGGUUCCACUGCCUCGGAUGGUCACUCAUCGCACGUCCACUGGCGAGACGUCAUGCGCUCCAAGGGCUGGGAUUUCCUCAUGAUCUAA
Emericellopsis cladophorae is the source of this 2097-nucleotide messenger RNA. RefSeq names its product Transcriptional regulatory protein-like protein. Gene Ontology annotation, biological process: positive regulation of transcription by RNA polymerase II. The record is from RefSeq and is a predicted model, not a curated record. The coding region runs from base 1 to 2097 and encodes 698 amino acids. Lineage: Eukaryota; Fungi; Ascomycota; Sordariomycetes; Hypocreales; Bionectriaceae. The transcript is spliced from 2 exons. Gene Ontology annotation, cellular component: nucleus. Gene Ontology annotation, molecular function: zinc ion binding; transcription cis-regulatory region binding; DNA-binding transcription factor activity, RNA polymerase II-specific.